Lodderomyces pseudojiufengensis is the source of this 1545-nucleotide messenger RNA. RefSeq lists its product as uncharacterized. The record is from RefSeq and is a predicted model, not a curated record. The coding region runs from base 1 to 1545 and encodes 514 amino acids. Gene Ontology annotation, biological process: termination of RNA polymerase II transcription. Gene Ontology annotation, cellular component: cytoplasm; mRNA cleavage factor complex. The transcript has a single exon. Gene Ontology annotation, molecular function: mRNA binding; RNA polymerase II complex binding. NCBI's taxonomy places the organism in Eukaryota, Fungi, Ascomycota, Pichiomycetes, Serinales, Debaryomycetaceae.
AUGUCUAGUGUAAUUCAAGAAUAUCGGCAAAAACUAUCAGAAUUGACGUUUAAUAAUGGUCCGGUCAUUUCAUACUUGACUCAACUUGCGAAACUGCAUCCAGAAUUUGCAGAUCAAAUAAUGGAUUUAAUUUCUGAGAGAAUAUUUAAUGUACUACCAGAACAAAAACUAUAUACCUUAUACGUUCUAGAUGAUAUAUGUAAAACCGUGGGGAAUCCAUAUAAUAUAUUGAUUGGAGAUGAAUUGUAUAAAAUCUUUGUACAUGUUUUUCAACUAAACAAUGAAUUUAUAAGAAAUAAAUUAGUACGAAUGUAUGAAACAUGGAAAAUUUUCACUAUAAAGAAUACAAAUGAACGUGUCUUUUCAGAUGAUCAAUUAAGCAAAAUUGGUACAUUUUUGAAAAAAGCUGGAUAUCCUAAAAAUGAACAAUCAACACCAACUUUAACCCAACCUAGUUUGCCACAAAAACCCAUAGUAUCAUUACAACAAUCACUAAUAAAUGAUAUUGAUAAUCUUAUACCCAUAUUUGAAAAGCAAUUGAGAUCAGAUAUGAUGAAUGAAAAAUUACAAGAAAGAUUUAAAGCUUUAAAUAGUUUAAAAACAAUGUUGACAACUCAUGAAAUGAAAGCGGCGGAAUUAGAAGCAAUAAAAUCUCAUAUUGUUAACAUACAAAUACAGUCUACGCCCGUUACUCCUGCACCACCACCUAACCCUGUAAUUCAAAGUCCAAUUCAAAAGGUCAACCCAGCAUUUCAAAUUUUUAAUGAUUUAAUACUAUCAGGGUUAGUGAAAAAAGAACAAGAACCCAUACCAGGUUCUCAGCCAACUUAUACAUUGAUGUUCCCUGAAAUCAAAUUCUCCUUAACCCAAAAUCAAACCGAAAUAUCUUUGGAAGAUCUUUUAUUACAAAGUAGUUCAAUACCAAGAUCAGAUUAUGAUAAAUUAAAAUUCACAGAAUUAAUGAACGUUUCCAAAAAAUCUGCAAAUAAUUUACAAGAUUUUAUUAAUAAUAAUGUACCAUCUACAGCAAUGAUGAACUUAUUAUAUGAUGCAAAGCCUUCAAAAUGUUCAAUUUGUGGGAAACGUUUUACAACAGAUUAUGAUGGAACGAACAAAAAAAGAUUACAUUUGGAUUGGCAUUUUAGGAUGAACAAGAAAUUAGGAGUUAAAGGUGCUAAUAUUCAAUCAAGAAAUUGGUAUUUAGAUGAUUAUGAAUGGGUUAAUUUUAAUGAUGACAAUUUAUUAGAUACAGCUACUGAGAAUAGUACAGAUCAACAACAAGAUAUUACUACUACGAAUGAAGUUAACUAUGUAACUGUUCCUUCUAAUGACACCAACAUGAAUAAUAGAUGCUUAAUUUGUCGUGAGCAAGUUAAAGCAAAAUAUAAUGAUGAUAUAGGAGAAUGGGUAUGGUAUGAUUGUAUGAGACAACCUGGUGAUAAAAAUUCUCGUAAAAUUGUACAUGUUUCAUGUUUUCAAGAGAAAAAACGAUCAGCCGAUGCCGAAUUGCAAAGUCCUAAAAUCAAAAGAGAAAGAAUCAUAUAA